AGUCGUGCUGCCUCGCCUCCGAAAUACCAUUAUCAAGAUCCGAUAAGCCGCACCUCGACAAUGGGCAAAUGCAACAACCGCAGACAAAGUCCGCAGUUUCGAGGUGUCAAAAAAAGUGGAGCCACAUGCCGCCAUCAACUGUCCCUCCUUGCCCAAAUUAUUUUAUUUACAAUUCACCAAACCACCAUGUUCGGCACAUUAACGAAACGUUGUUUGGCUGCCACUAGAUAUCGAUGCAUGUCAACGGCAACAGCUUCAAGCAGCAGCGCUUCCAUGAAAACUGACCCUGCCAACGCAUUGUUUGAAGCCACUUUGCCUUUUGUGCCUCGACAUGGCUGGACCAUGGAGAGCAUGGUGCGUGGUGCAAAGACACUUGGUUACCCUUCUGUUGCCCACGGCGUUUUUGAACAUGGUGAAGCAAGCCUUGUCGACGCGUUUCUGACAAAAUGCCGAACUGAUCAUGUUGCCAUGAUUAAGCAAUCAAUCACAGCACAAAUAGAAGCAGCACAGCAGCCUGAACAGCAAGCACCAGUACAACUAAGAAAGAAGUCUAUGGGCGAAAAUGUUCGAGAAUAUACAUCGAUGCGUCUGGAGCUAAUGAAGCCUUAUGCUCAUCGAUGGCCUGAGGCACUUGCGAUUAUGGCACAUCCAGCAAACGUUCCCAUGUCAUUAAAACAUCUCGCAGAGCUUGUGGAUGAUAUCCUUUAUUACGCUGGUGACAGAAGCCCUGAUUUUAACUGGUAUGUGAACCGGGCCGGAUUAGCUACCGUGUAUACCUCCACCGAAUUGUUCAUGACACAAGACCGAUCGGCUGACUAUGCCGAAACUUUCCGCUUUUUGGACCGUCGUUUGGAACAAGUUGCGCAACUGGAGGCGGGUAAAAAAGAAUUGGGUACAAUGCUGAAUUUCGGCGCAAAGAGUUUUGUCGGGCUGCUCGGGAUCCGAGGCAUCCAACUUUAAGAGCAAAUUACAAUAUAGCAUGAAAAUAAAUAGCA
Zychaea mexicana is the source of this 995-nucleotide messenger RNA. RefSeq names its product COQ9-domain-containing protein. The record is from RefSeq and is a predicted model, not a curated record. Lineage: Eukaryota; Fungi; Mucoromycota; Mucoromycetes; Mucorales; Lichtheimiaceae. Gene Ontology annotation, cellular component: mitochondrial inner membrane. Gene Ontology annotation, molecular function: lipid binding. The transcript has 7 exons. Gene Ontology annotation, biological process: ubiquinone biosynthetic process. Bases 61 to 960 code for a protein of 299 amino acids.